AUGUUCAGACAGACUAUCAGAGCUGCUUCAAAGGUCAAUCGACUUGUUGGUUUCAGAACUUACGCUGAAGCUGCUGCUCCAAAAGCAACUGCUGCUUCGAACAAAUUGCGUUUGUCCAUUGCACUUCCUCAUCAAACUGUUCUAAAGGACAAGGAUGUUUUUCAAGUAAACAUCCCUGCUGCAACAGGUGACAUGGGUAUUUUGGCCAAUCACGUCCCUGUGAUCGAACAAUUGAGACCAGGUAUAGUUGAGAUUUUCGAUUCACCAUCUCAUUCAGACAAAUUUUUCAUCUCUGGAGGUUUCGCAUCUGUGAUGCCAAACUCUAAGAUGGAUAUUCUUAGUGUGGAGGCUGCUGCACUUAAAGACUUUGAUUCUGCUGCCGUUAAGUCGCAACUUGCUGAUGCGAAGAAGAACCUCGAUUCUACUAAUGAAAAUGUUGCUGCUGAGGCAUCUAUUGAAGUUGAGGUUCUCGAGGCUUUGAAUGCUGCUUUGAGUAAAUAA
Brettanomyces bruxellensis is the source of this 501-nucleotide messenger RNA. RefSeq lists its product as uncharacterized. Gene Ontology annotation, molecular function: proton-transporting ATP synthase activity, rotational mechanism. Bases 1 to 501 code for a protein of 166 amino acids. The record is from RefSeq and is a predicted model, not a curated record. Gene Ontology annotation, biological process: proton motive force-driven ATP synthesis. The transcript has 2 exons. Lineage: Eukaryota; Fungi; Ascomycota; Pichiomycetes; Pichiales; Pichiaceae.